AUGGGCAUGGAGGGUCUUCUCCAGAACUCCACUAACUUCGUCCUCAUAGGCCUCAUCACCCAUCCUGCCUUCCCCGGGCUUCUCUUUGCAAUAGUCUUCUCCAUCUUUGUGGUGGCGAUAACAGCCAACGUGGUCAUGAUUCUGCUCAUCCAUGUGGACUCCCGCCUCCACACUCCCAUGUACUUCUUGCUCAGCCAGCUCUCCAUCAUGGAUACCAUCUACAUCUGUAUCACAGUCCCCAAGAUGCUCCAGGACCUCCUGUCCAAGGACAAGACCAUUUCCUUCCUGGGCUGUGCACUUCAGAUCUUCCUCUACCUGACCCUGAUUGGAGGGGAAUUCUUCCUGCUGGGUCUCAUGGCCUAUGACCGGUACGUGGCUGUGUGCAACCCUCUACGGUACCCUCUCCUCAUGAACCGCAGGGUCUGCUUAUUCGUGGUGCUCGGCUCCUGGGUGGGUGGCUCCUUGGAUGGGUUCAUGCUGACUCCUGUCACUAUGAGUUUCCCCUUCUGUAGCUCCCGAGAGAUCAAUCACUUUUUCUGUGAGAUCCCAGCCGUGCUGAAGUUGUCGUGCAUAGACACGUCGCUCUACGAGACCCUGAUGUAUGCCUGCUGCGUGCUGCUGCUGCUGCUCCCUCUGUCCGUCAUCUCUGUGUCCUACACGCGCAUCCUCCUGACUGUCCACCGGAUGAAGUCUGCUGAGGGCCGGCGCAAAGCCUUUGCUACGUGUUCGUCCCACGUCAUGGUGGUGAGCAUUUUCUACGGGGCAGCCUUCUACACCAAUGUGCUGCCCCAUUCCUACCACACCUCAGAGAAGGAUAAAGUAGUGUCUGCUUUCUACACCAUCCUCACCCCCAUGCUCAACCCACUCAUCUACAGCUUGAGGAAUAAAGAGGUGGCCGCAGCUCUGAGGAAAGUGCUGGGGAGAUGUGGCUCCUCCCAGGGUAUCAGGGUGGGGACUGUGAUGAGGAAGGACUAG
Rhinopithecus roxellana (golden snub-nosed monkey) is the source of this 975-nucleotide messenger RNA. RefSeq names its product olfactory receptor 2T2. Gene Ontology annotation, biological process: G protein-coupled receptor signaling pathway. Gene Ontology annotation, cellular component: membrane. Lineage: Eukaryota; Metazoa; Chordata; Mammalia; Primates; Cercopithecidae. The record is from RefSeq and is a predicted model, not a curated record. Gene Ontology annotation, molecular function: G protein-coupled receptor activity; olfactory receptor activity.